Molecule: messenger RNA, 3973 nt
Organism: Liolophura sinensis
Lineage: Eukaryota; Metazoa; Mollusca; Polyplacophora; Chitonida; Chitonidae
Product: glycerol-3-phosphate dehydrogenase [NAD(+)], cytoplasmic-like
Exons: 9
Coding region: 83-1132 (349 amino acids)
Biological process (GO): glycerol-3-phosphate catabolic process; carbohydrate metabolic process
Cellular component (GO): cytosol
Molecular function (GO): NAD binding; glycerol-3-phosphate dehydrogenase [NAD(P)+] activity; protein homodimerization activity
Source: RefSeq, a predicted model, not a curated record
GAUAACAUUGGCAAGGUCAUUGAAAACGGGCCAAGUAUGGGCUAGCGAAGUUCACAGAAAGUUGACGUGGAGAAGCUUGAACAUGGGUGGGAAAAAAGUUUGCAUCGUUGGAUCGGGAAACUGGGGCUCAGCUAUUGCAAAGAUUGUUGGCCAGAACGUGUUGGACAAGGGUGAUACAUUUGACAAGACUGUAAAAAUGUACAUGUACCAGGAAAUGUACAAUGAUGAAAAAUUAACUGAGAUCUUCAACAGAGAACAUGAAAAUGUGAAAUAUCUUCCCGGUGUCAAAGUGCCAGACAGUGUGAUAGCAGUGCCUGAUUUAUUGGAAACUGUAAAGGAUGCAGACAUAUUCAUCUUUGUUGUCCCUCAUCAAUUUGUUCGUAAACUUUGUGAAGAGAUGAAAGGACACAUCAAGAAGGAUGCAAUAGCUGUAUCCAUGAUUAAGGGUUUUGAACAAGCAGAAAAGGGCAUUCGACUGAUCUCUCACUCAAUAUCAGACCUUCUGCAAAUAGAAUGUGGUGUUUUAAUGGGAGCUAACCUAGCCCCUGAAGUAGCUAGUGAACAGUUCUGUGAAACCACAAUUGGCACAAGAAAUACUGAAAAUGGAAAGGUGUUAAAAGUGUUAUUUGAAACCCCAUACUUCAGGUGUUCUGUUGUGGAAGACCAAGACACAGUGGAGAUGUGUGGUGCCCUCAAGAAUGUAGUUGCUAUUGGAGCUGGCAUUGUAGAUGGGUUAGGCUGUGGGGACAACACCAAAGCAGCUGUCCUCCGACUUGGUCUCAUGGAAAUGGUAAAAUUUGGAGAGAAAUACUUUCCAGGAUCUAAGAUGACUACCUUUUUUGAGAGCUGUGGAGUGGCUGACUUGGUGGCCACAUGCCAUGGAGGCAGGAACCGGGCUCUGGGGGAAGCUGUUGUCAAGACCGGAAAGACAAUCCAGGAAUUAGAGAAGGAGAUUUUACAUGGUCAGAGCUUUCAGGGGCCAUUGGUGGCAAGAGAAAUAAAUACAAUGCUCAAGGAAAGUAACUUGGAGGAAAGCUUUCCUCUCUUUACAGCAAUCCAUAAAAUUUGUGCACGAAUAAUUGAUCCAAAAGAGUUCAUCCCUUGCUUACGUGAUCAUCCAGAACACCUUUAACCUUUAGUCUUAAUGCUACAAUAGUACUUAUGUUUUGUACGGCAUCCAUGUUAAUGUUAAUAUAAGUACUUUGGAUCUCUAAUAGAAUGUAGACCUGUGAACAACUGUAUAAAGCUCAGCAUUAUAAUAUUCAGUGCUGUUGCUUGUGGAUGUUUUUCAAGUGUUGCUGAAGUGUUGGGGAUUGGUGGAGUUAUAAUGUUCAGAUAAGAUUAUUUUAGCCACUGAUCUUUAAGACUGUAACUUAACACACUGACAUAUGUUGCGUCUGGGUAAGAAUGCUUGAGUGUAAGAAGCCAUAAAUGUUUGAUCUAAUAUACUGCAUAUUUAUCUAUAGACAAUAAUCUGUCCUACAUUUAGUGAUGUAGAUGUGGAUGAUGUGGGUCAUUACAGAGCUAUUUACUGUAUAAAAAUCUGUGAAAAUGCUAUAUGAUUGUGAUGUUCAGUGAACUCAGUAUUUCAAGCAUUCAAUAUGCAUCGGUAUUGAACAUAAACUGUGAUUUUUUAUUUGGUACUUUUGACUUUCUUGUACAUUUGCAUGUCUAUUUAUACUAGGGAUUAUUUAUUUACUAGGGAAAAGGCAUGGGGGCAUGACAGCCCCUUCUCAUUGAGGUUUACUUUGGUUUCCUCAUUUUGUACAUCAUUUUCUGUGCAGUGGCAUUUUGUCUAAUAUAUUGAUUACCAUAACCUUUGGUAUGUGUUACAGAUCUGCUUUGCAAUGCAUAUUUAAUAAUGAAGCAGUGGGUGGCUGCAAAUGUGUGUUAAGAGGAGGAUGUUUACCUUUAGACAUGUUUGAUAUACCCUUAUUGUUGCUGUAGUUAUUAAAACACCUAUGCAGUUUACUGGAGUGUAGGGAUACUUAAAUAAAGCUAUACAGUUUUAAACUGACAAAGAGCAUUGGAUGCGAUGGUGGCAGACUAUUGUUCUUUGUUAAUAUUGUUGAUCUGUCUCUUUUUUUUUGAUGAUGGGUUAUUCAUACUUCAUGCACAAUCUGAUAUAUUGAUGAUAGUGGUGAAAGGUUAAAGUAUUCUUUUUUCUCUGAAUUUAUCCCUCAUUUUUGGUCCUGAACAGGUGUAGGUUAUGUUUAUACCCCGAGCAUCGGCUUCGGCUGGGUCCAAUAACAGGGAAAGCGAUUUUAAACAAAAUGUUAGGGGUAGUAUCUUAAAAAAUAACGCACAUAUAGAGGAUGUCCAUUGUUGAUUUUCUGUGUGUAUAUUAAUAACCAUAAAUUACCAAAUUCAUGACUUCCAUACUUUAUGUAUUGAGCUGAAGUUUUGCAUUCAUGUAUCUCCAACAGGCUAGCUCUUUGGUAGCCUUGCUACCCCAUGUAAGUUCUAUCUAUGUGGAAUGGAGGAUAUACUGGCAGUUUAUGUGAAGAGUCAUAAGACGGGACAAAUGUGAGACAUGCCUGUCUGAGAAAAGUGUGAUGUUCAGCAGUUUGGUCAAGGAUGUUGUAUAUAGCUAUUGUGGUAGAACAUAGUACAAUUUGUUCAAGUUACAAGUGUUAUGAGGCUGGAACAUUUCCAUUAAUUUCCUCAUGGACCUUCUUGUUACAUGCUUUUACAUUUUUACUUACAUACUUACAAAACUUUUUAAUAGUGUAAUUUUUACUCUUUAUUAACUUGUUGUUGGAUGUAUAAUUUAGGACCCUAUGUGCCAAAUCUUGUGUCAUUUUGAACUGGUAGAUGCAGAGAAAUGUCACUGUAAGAUGUGAAACUAGGCACUAUGACAUUAGGCAUUUAACUGUGUUUUGACGAUGCAGAAACUGCUGUUAUAGCUAUUACACAAUAUUGAGACGUAUACCAAAACAAUGACUUUAGUCUUGUAAAUUUCUAAUAACAUCCAAUUAUGACAAUGUGCAAAAGUAAAUAUAACUCUUGACAAAAGAAUUUUGUAAAGUAAACUGAUAACCAUACAGUAACUCCACUAUUCCACCCUAUCAAGCCAGAAAAACCUGUUUCGAGAAGAUACGACAACCCAAACUUUAAAAAUUUUUAAAGAUUUGAUUACAGUUAGUAAUCUCCACUAAAAUGUGGUGUUAUGCAGUUGUCAUCUUUUAAAUACCAUUGCCAUAAUACUGUAACUCAGAAAUAGCACACAAUGCAGCCUGGGUAGUAAGCUAAUUUUGGUUAAGAUAGACUGAUAUUUUAAUCCCAGGUUUGACCAAAGUCAAGUGGAGUAGAACAGAGCACAAGUGACAUGCUUAUAGCCAGAGGUCCUCUUCUAGUGAUGUGUCGUGUUAACUGUUUACAUAGUUUCAGCUAUAUAAGAAAUAUGCAAAUUUGUAUAUGCUUGUAAGAGCAGUUAAGAGUCAUAGUGUGUAUUUAGGCUGUGUAUUCAUUUAACCUACUAGCUCAUGCUGAUGCAGGUUCAUGGAUCUUUAUUGCUAGCUGGCAUAUUAACUGUGCUCAGGGCAAGUAUUUUCUUCCAAGUUAUAGAAAGAAAAAAAAACAGAUGUGUUUUGCAAAAAAUUUUGAAAAAAAGUGUAUGUUGACAGUUUCUUGUACUGAAUUGAGGCAAUGGAAUUAAUGUAAUGCGUCAUGGAUAAACCAUACAUGAUUUCCCUCAGGAUUAUGAAUGCUUUGCUUUGCGGUGGAGUGUGAGUUAUUGCAUUUGUCCACGUCUGUGUUGUUUAGAGCGAAUUGGGUAGUACUUAGUGCUUGACAAAGGUAUCCAAGGCUUAAAAAUACAGCGAUAACUUGUGAUUUGGGGAACCCAUGUUUGUAUGUCAAUAUAGUUGGCAAGUCAUUCAAAAUUUUACUGUUUUUCUGUGUGUUUUUUAUGUCUAUAUUUCUCUCUCAGUUCACUUGUACAAGUCUUCAAAAUUGUUGCUGUUUUGUUUGU